Messenger RNA from Tetranychus urticae (two-spotted spider mite), 492 nucleotides. Its product is annotated as TATA-box-binding protein-like 1. Gene Ontology annotation, molecular function: DNA binding. The record is from RefSeq and is a predicted model, not a curated record. Gene Ontology annotation, biological process: DNA-templated transcription initiation. NCBI's taxonomy places the organism in Eukaryota, Metazoa, Arthropoda, Arachnida, Trombidiformes, Tetranychidae.
AUGUUAUCAAACUCGCUUAAUUUCACGAUUGAUAACAUCGUAAGUCUAUGGAAAAUAGACGGACCUAUACAAUUAGAAAUUGACAACUCUAAACGAAAAAAGAAAUUCAAUGCUCAAGUUAUCCGAAGAAGUGGAGUUUUUUUAGUUUUUGCUUCUGGUAAAGUUGUUGCGACAGGAUUCGAAGAAGUGACUAAAGCCGGUUCUGCCUUACAAGAAUUAUAUCCGGAUAAUAAAGUUAUCUUCAACAAAGUAGUUAACAUAACUGCUCAUAGCUUUGUGCCAUACACAUUCAAUAUCCGUGAACUAAUAGAUUCCCAUGAGGAUACCUCUUACGAACCUGAAAUUUACCCAGCAGUCUACAUCAAACUCAAUGGGUUAACUUUAAUCUAUUAUUCAACUGGAUCAAUCAUUAUAACUGGAGCCAAGGAAUUAUCACAGAUAGAUGGCGCUCUAUCUCAAUUCGCCAAACGAACAGCUCCGAUGGGUAUAUAA